This is a messenger RNA of Prunus persica (peach), 2285 nucleotides long. RefSeq names its product (-)-germacrene D synthase-like. Gene Ontology annotation, molecular function: terpene synthase activity; magnesium ion binding. The transcript has 8 exons. Gene Ontology annotation, biological process: diterpenoid biosynthetic process. Bases 283 to 1971 code for a protein of 562 amino acids. NCBI's taxonomy places the organism in Eukaryota, Viridiplantae, Streptophyta, Magnoliopsida, Rosales, Rosaceae. The record is from RefSeq and is a predicted model, not a curated record.
GUUUUUAGGUAGAACCUCAACUCUUUAUCAAUACUUGGCAGACUCAUGGGUGACAUGAAGUCCCAUAAGUUUGAACAAAAGAGAGGACAUAUUGCCUCAGCUGUGGAAUGCUACAUGAAAGAGUAUGGUGCCACAGAAGAAGAAACGAUAAUUGAACUCAGAGCAGCCCACUAAUAGAUGUUCCACUAUAAAUAGCACAAUACAACACCCCUUCAACUCAUAGCAGCCCUUGAUACAUUCAAUUAAGAGCACAUUGAUCGUUUCCUCGCACUUAGGAAUAAAAUGUCUGCUCAAGUUUUAGCUGCAUACCAAGUUCAAAGCCUGAAUGCGACUCCUGAUCAUGUUAAGCGACGUUUAGCUAAUUUCUCUCCCAGCACUUGGGGCGAUUAUUUUCUAUCAUAUGCUUCUGUGGAAACAGAUAUCAAAGCAGAGCAAGAUGUCCAAGAACUGAAGGAAAAAGUGAAGGGGAUGAUAAUGGCUCCAAUGCUUAAAAAUCCAUCAAAAAAAUUAGAGUUAAUUGAUGAGAUUCAGCGGUUUGGUGUCUCCCGCCAUUUCGAAAAUGAAGUUGAGGAAGUUUUGCAGCAAAUUCACAAGAACUCUUACGGCGGUGAUGAAGAAAAUGAUUUUGACCUUUUCACAACUGCUCUCCGUUUCCGUUUGCUUAGACAGCACGGUUAUGAGGUUUCAUGCACAGACAUGUUCAACAAGUUCAAGGACGAGGACGGGAAAUUUAAGGAAACACUUGUGGAUGAUGUAGUAGGACUGUUGAGCUUGUACGAAUCCACGCAUCUUAGGAUGCAUGGAGAGGAUUUACUGGAUGAGGCGCUCACCUUCACCACAACUCAUCUUGAGUCAGUGGAAGCGCACCGUUUAAGCCCCUUGCUUGCAAAACAAGUAACCCAUGCCUUGUAUCAACCAUUCUGGAAGGGCUGCCAAAGGCCAGAAGCAAGGCGUUACUUGGCUAUCUUUGAGGAGGAACCUCAUCCGGCAAACGAAACUCUCCUAACUUUGGCAAAGUUGGAUUUCAACCUAGUGCAGCAAGUCCAUCAGAAAGAACUAAGUGAAAUUUCAAGGUGGUGGAAGGAUUUGGACUUUGUAAACAAGCUUCCUUUUGCAAGAGACAGAGUAGUUGAGUGCUACUUUUGGGCUCUGGGAACCUACUUUGAGCCCCAAUAUUGCUUUGCUAGGACAUCAUUAAGCAAAGUCAUUGCUGUGAUAACCGCUAUUGAUGACAUUUAUGAUGUGUAUGGCACACAAGAGGAGCUAGAGCUCUUUACUGAAGCUGUUGAAAGGUGGGACAUUUCAGCUAUGGACCAACUGCCAGAGUAUAUGAAAGUCUGUUAUGGAGCAAUGUUGGAUGUAUACACUGAAUUUGAAGAAAAGCUUGGAAAAGAGGGAAAUUUAUAUCGCAUCCACUAUGCGAGAGAAGCAAUGAAAUGUCAUGUUAGAGGUUACUUUGAUGAAGCCAAAUGGCUCCACCAGAAAUACACACCAACAAUGGAUGAAUAUAUGGCAGUCGCACUUGGUACAUCCUACAAGAUGCCAUUAACCACAUCCUUUAUUGGAAUGAGAGAUAUUGUCACAAAAGAGUCCUUGGAUUGGGUUCUCAGUGACCCUAAGAUUGUGAACUCUUUAUCAAUACUUGGCAGACUCAUGGAUGACAUGAAGUCCCAUAAGUUUGAGCAAAAGAGAGAACAUGUUGCCUCAGUUGUGGAAUGCUACAUGAAAGAGUAUGGUGCCACAGAAGAAGAAACGAUAAUCGAACUCGGAAAACAAGUAAAUAAGGCAUGGAAGGACAUAAAUGAAGGGUGGAUCAACCUCACCACCAUCCCUAUGCCACUACGGUUGAGAAUUCUGAAUUUUGCACGUACCAAUGAACUUAUGUACAAGCAUGAAGAUGCCUUCACUCAUGCUGGAGUUGUACUUAAGGAUCUUCUGGUGUCUCUGUUUGUCAACCCUGUGCCCAUAUAGGCCUAAAAUCAAAUUUGGUCUUCUUGUCUUUGCUAUAAAGAAUAAGGUCUCCACAAGUCAUGUCUUUGCUUUAUGGUUUUUAAAAAUAGUAAUUUGGUUUGUUUUGGGUCAUUUGUAGUCAUGGGCGUUACUCAGAAUAAGACUACACUAUUUGUACUGUAUUGACCCUUUGUUUGUCAGCCCAUUUAGUACUUUAGAUUUUAUGUGUCAUAGAUUAGUUUGCAAUUGAUGUUCUGAAUAGAACAAAGUCAGGUUGGAGUCCAUAUUGUAUCAUUCAGUAGUUGUAUUUUAACAUUUAUACUCUUCUUUUUUUA